AUGGUAAAUCGCAAAUAUUACAAGCUUGCUUUAACGUCAAUAAUCAUAUUUCUUUUAUUUUUGUUUUAUAAUGAAUAUAACACGUAUGUCAACAAUUCGAAAAUAGUACCCAAAAAUUUUGAUAUUAUAAAAAAUAGAGUAAAAUUCAAAAAUCAUAUUUUCACCAAAUGGAACACUGAAAAAUCAAAAUACAAAUCAUUGUCAAUAGAAGAAAAAUGUAAUAAAUAUUUGAAAUCAAUAUCAAACAUAAAUUUGAAAUUUUGGGAUAAUUCGAAAAUAGAUCCGUUGGUGUACAAUAAAAGAAAAUGGAUUAAGAAAAGAAAAAGGGAAUUACAAAGAAAAAUCAAGAAGAAGAAUUGGACACCUGAAAUUGAUCAGCAAAUUUUAAAUGAAUUUAUGUCGAAAAAUAUCGAGUAUUCCAAGUUAGAGGAAAAAAUGUUCAAAGAAGUCAAUGAUAUGAAGAUCGGAGGUAAAUGUUUGGAACAAAAUCCAAAAAAUCUCAAAAAAUUAUAUCCUUGGUCUAAAACAACUCCAAAGUUUGAAAGUAGAGGGAUAGUAAUACCAAUACUUAAAAGUCCUCAGAAUGUCAUAAGACUAGUAAGAGCCUUAAGGUCAAUUGAAAAUACCUUACCAAUUGAAGUUUCACAUACCUCGCUCUCUUCUCAAGAUCAAGAGUUAAUCAUCGAUGCAGCAAAAAAUAGUACUUUACCAAACAUUCAAGAUCUUACUUUUAUCGACCUAUCUUCAUUACCAAAAAAUGAUUCAACAUUUAUAACAAUAGCGAGUCUAACUUACAGCAAAUUUGAAGAAGUGAUCCUACUAUCUGAAAAUAUUAUUCCAUUGAAAAAACCAGAGUUAUUAUUCAAAGGUGAAAGAUAUAAGUCCACAGGUAAUCAUUUAUUCAAAUCUCCUUCAUACUUGAAGGAUAGAGUUAACAUUUUCCCUCCUGGUUUCCAUGAAAUAACAAACUUCAUAAAAUCUUUUAGACCAAACAAAGAUGAUGAAACCUUCUUUGACUUGAAGAGGGGAGAAUCUUAUAUCACUUCCAGAUUUUACGAAGAUCAUUUCCUUACAAUGAUAGAUCCUAAUAUGAUUGUUAUAAAUAGAAAAAAAAGUUUUAAUGGUUUACUUAUCGCAUUAAACCUACAAUUUUAUGAUAUAAUGAAAAUCAGAUUUACUCAAGGAUUUGAUUUGGAUUUCUUAUGGAUUGGUUUAGAGAUCUCAGGUCAAACCUUAUCAUUCAAUUACAACUAUCCUGUGAUGGCAGGUAUAUACACACCACAAGAAAAUCUUCAUGAAGACAUAAGACCUUCCCAAGAAAUAUGUUCUGCUUCAUAUGCUCAAUUAUCGGAUGAAGAUGAUAUAAGUUUGAUAUCUGUUACAUCACAUCAAUUGCAAAAUUGGUUGAAACACAAUCACUCUUUUAAAACCAUAUUCAAAGAUAAGUAUAUUACAAAGAUCAAAGAAACAAAAAAGAUCUUCAAUAACGAAGAAAAUACAUUGAUAAAAAAUGAUUAUCAUACGUUACAUAAGAUUUAUCAAAAUCCAUUAAUACUAGAAAAUAUUAUAAGACCACCAGUGUUAACUCAAAAAGUAAAUGUUUUAAAUUUCAACGGACCAUAUGAUGCAUGGAUGGAACAAAAAUUAACUUCUGAAAAUUUAAAAAAAUCAAGUCAUAGUUAUUUUUGUUGUUAUAACGUUAUUGGAAACGCUUUAAAAGAUGGCAAAAGUGGGUCAACUGUAAAUAUAAAUGAAGAGUUACAAGAAAAAUAUAAAAAUAUAAUUGAUUCUUGGUUAGCUACUUAA
Molecule: messenger RNA, 1806 nt
Organism: Lodderomyces pseudojiufengensis
Lineage: Eukaryota; Fungi; Ascomycota; Pichiomycetes; Serinales; Debaryomycetaceae
Gene: MNT4
Product: Mnt4p
Exons: 1
Coding region: 1-1806 (601 amino acids)
Biological process (GO): protein O-linked glycosylation
Cellular component (GO): Golgi apparatus
Molecular function (GO): alpha-1,3-mannosyltransferase activity
Source: RefSeq, a predicted model, not a curated record